Molecule: messenger RNA, 2304 nt
Organism: Columba livia (rock pigeon)
Lineage: Eukaryota; Metazoa; Chordata; Aves; Columbiformes; Columbidae
Gene: FASTKD2
Product: FAST kinase domains 2
Exons: 12
Coding region: 245-2284 (679 amino acids)
Biological process (GO): regulation of mitochondrial mRNA stability; mitochondrial RNA processing
Cellular component (GO): mitochondrial matrix; ribonucleoprotein granule
Molecular function (GO): RNA binding
Source: RefSeq, a predicted model, not a curated record
CCUCGUCGUUGCCCGGCAACGCGCCGCGCGCCGCGGCGGUUUGACCCUCGGCUCGCGCCGUCACCUCUCGCGAGGCCCGCCGAGAGCACGCGGGCUCUCGGGGCCCCGCUGUCAUGGCGCCGCUGUCGCGUGCGAGAUAACUGAUAUUAUGCGGUUUCUCCGCGACUGUUUCCACCAGUAGAAUUUCCCUGAACCCCUCACUUGGAGUUGGCAUUUCAAAUCUGUGCAUGAGACACUAGCAAAAAUGAAUAAUAAAAUAAGUUAUUUGUUAAAUACUGCCCGAUGUAUGCAUAGAUGCAAUUUGGUGCUCAAUCCGAAAUCUUCAGCUAUAAUAAGAAAACACAUUUUAUGGAUUGGCACAUACAGGGAUCCCCUGGAAAAUGUGAACUUCAGGAAAUUAUUUUUAAAUAUAUUUCCUUCUCUGCAUGGAUCACCUCUGCGAUUUCUGUCUCAAAAGAUAGAUGUUUUUAGCAUGGAUGCUAAAACACAACCAGAGAAGAGCACAGAUGCUUUGAUGAGUGAGGGGGCUCCCCAAAGCUCCUUGGAACUUGAAAAGCUGGAUGAUUCUGGGAGCUUCAAAGGGAAGCACACAAUGGAUCAGAGUGAACCAUUCUUUAAUAGUCUCCAGAACUGCACCUGCCCAUCCGAUGUACUGGACUUGGCUUCAGAGUCUGCUGUUUCCACUAAGCACUUCACAAACUGUUUAACGACACUAUGGAGGCUCUUGAAAAACCUGUCGGAAGAGCAGCAGCGUUACGAGAAGCAGCUGAUCUUUGAGCACCCAGCUUUCGUCAAGCUUUGUCAGCAGCUGCUGCGGGACUCCCGAAAGAUGAUGCGCGGUGACCUGGUGUUCAGUCUGCAUGCUGCGGUGAAGCUGGGCAUUCCUCAGAACACUCUCUUAGUCCAGACUUUGGUGAGGGUGUGCCAAGAGAAGCUCAAUCAACUUGAUAACCGAUGUAUCUCAGUUUUGGCAACUACUUUAGCAGUGCUGGAAAAAGACAAGAAUGUGAGCGCUCUUCAAGCUGGAUUACAAUUACUAGUGGAGCAGCGCAUUCCAAGUAUCAGAGACAUCUUUAUGCUGCAAAACCUGAUGAAAUGUGUGGGAAAAGAUGCUCCAGUCUUUCUGAAAAAGAAAUUAGAGAUGGCAGUUCUGAAAGAGAUAGACCGUCUGACUUUCUCGAAUGCUCUGCGUGUGUUUUUGGCUCUUGCUGCAAUGAAUUAUUGUUCCAUUCCAAUCCUGAAUGCCUGCAGUAAAAAGAUCCAGGAGAAUGUUCAUGAUGUUCCAUUUCGGACGUUAAUCCUCAUUCUGGAAACUUGUUACAAUCUCCAGUACCGUAAUGUAAAACUGUUCUCAGCAUUAGCAGACUAUGUUCAUUCUGCUGCCUGCCUUUGGGACAAAAGACAGAUUGUCCUUCUCCUUUCUGCCUUUGAGACACUCGCCUUUCAGCCUCAUGAGCUGAUGGGUGUUUUUGCUGAGAAGGUGACAGAAGACCCUGAAUUCCUCAACUUGAAAAGCCUUUUGAUUGUUCUCCGAGCUUAUUCAAGACUCUACUAUAUUCCCAGAGGCCAAAAGAAUCUGUUUUUUGAGACUCUUCAUAGCUGCUUGAUUAAGUACCUACCUCAGAUUUCCAACACAGAACUGCUGAAGGCAGCGUAUUCACUUUGCAUCUUAGGGUAUCUUCCUAAUCAGGCACUUGAUGAGCUGCUGCAAAAGGACAGCAGGAACGAACUUCUACUAUCAGAUGAUCUUUACAGAGAACAAAAGGAAAUGAUGCUUCGCUGUGUGAAAACAUGUAUGGAACUUGACAGCCCUUCCUUCACAAAGCCUGCAUUCGUACCGACUGAGAAUGGCUCCUCAUUAGUAUCUGUUAAUCUCAGAAAGGCUCGGGAUGCGCUGAUAGAACUUCUGGGAGAUGAGAACAUGUUUCGGCAAAAUGUUCAGCUACCAUAUAAAUAUCAUAUCGAUUUUGAAAUCAGAAUGGAUUCAGUCAGCAAGAAAGUGCUUCCAGUAACUGCCACAGAUGAUGGUGCUGACUCAAGUGUUCAAAGAUUGGCUUUUCUCUUUGUUCCUCUGUCUGCCUUCUGUGUGGGUACGAUGCACCCCCAAGGGAAGCUGGCAAUGAAGAGGCGGCAUCUAAAUAAACUGGGCUAUCACGUGAUUCUGGUCCUGAACAAGAAGUUUCAGGAAAUGACAAGUGAGGAUGCAGUUGAAUUUUUGAAACGAAAAAUUUAUUCAGAAAAUGCUUUCCAUUUUUCUGAAGUCACUGUGCAGGAUAAUAAUUAAAAUAAACCAUCAAUUUUGGA